UCUUGCAUGGUCACAUCUGGUUUUAAUCCGGAACUGCACGCAGUCAAUGUACCGCUGCUCGGACAAGAUGUGAGAAGUAUGAUGGGGAGCUUACUUGGUUCGGUAGAUCAAAAGCCGCCUUAGCUACGGAUUGCUUAUUUCGGAGAUCGUCAUUACUCAUCUUAAUCUACGGAAUGUGGAAAACAUCGUUUCUUAAUAUUUUUUUAUUAAUUUAGAAAUACAGCACUUUCUAAACUCUAUUCAGUGAUAUUAUUGCAUUAAAUUAUUGUUGUUAUUACUUAGAUUAUUAAACCUAGCCAAUUACCAUACCAUUAAACAAUUGGUUUGCCAUUAAUAACAUACUAAUUAACUGGAAAGAUAUUUGAUUGAAAUGGAGUUUUUUUGCUAUAUAAAAGAUAUUGCAUUGAAUUUUUCAGUAUUGAAAUUAAAAUGAAAAUGGACUUUUAAUAAUGAUGUGAAUUGAUUAAGCUAUUAAUGGAUGUAUAUUUCUACCCAGCCAAAACCUCGAGAAAAAAUUCAGCUUGCUUUUACACUGAAAUGUAGACCAAUUUAGUGCCAUUAAUGCGUGAAAGGUAAAGUAAAAGACUCUAGGAUUCUUAAAUUACCUAUUACAUCACGAGCUUAUGAGAAAUGUCUUCAAGAAGAAAAAAAGUAUUAUGAACUUCCUCCUUUCAAUUACAGAAAUUUAAUGUUUUCCUCAAACAUUCUUUUUGUUAAUAAAUAUAAUAGAAUAAAAGAUUCUAUAAACGUCUGGAAGAGAAGAUACCGGUACUGUGAUUUUUUCUGUUACAUUUUUUGAAAGAAGAUGGCUAUGAGAUCUUGUAGCGGAUUUUCAGAUCUGAGGUCCGGAAGCAUUGUUAUUUGCCACUAUGCCAUGGGGUUGUCUUUUGUCGCCCUCAUUAUACUCGGAAGCCGCUUGCAUCAGGUGGACAAAGAGGCCAGUUUCCUUCAAGUCAUCCUCAACACAUGGUUCCGGGAAAGUGUGCCACACCCCAUGGUCGCAGCCAUCUCAAACGCAAUGCCUACCAGAGGCUCGGGAGCUACCGCUGCAGGGCAGAGGCAAAAACCUCCUAUGCUCACAGAACAAGCACAGAGGACGCUCCUCGCUUUUAGGGAAGAUGUCCGGUAUUUCUAUCGGGAAUUGGACGCAGCCCGGAUGACACUGAUCCUCAGCAUAGUUUUCGUAGGCAUUUUUAUUCUCAGUUGGUGGUGGAUGGCAUUUGCUAUCAAACAAGCCAGGGCAGACGGAGGCGUGUCUCUACGGACGGUUCUUCUUUUAGCAGUAUUUGCCGCAGUGGAUGUUGCAGCAAGUACGGGUUUCAUACUUCUUCGCAUAAUCAUGUACAUUCGUAAAGAUCAUGUUUUUCCUCAAGAAAUGAGAAAACCCAUACCUUCAUUGGAAUUCGAUCAACUUGCUGCUUAUGCAGCGUUAAGGUUAUUUACUAUUCAGUCUAGUUGUGGAAGCAUUGAUAUUCUGGUCAUUAUAGUAGUUGGCUUCUUAACAGGGCUAAGGGUGUAUAGUGUAGUUUGUGUAUUUUCAUAUUAUAAAAAAGCCAAAAAUGGAAGUCUCGAUCUCUAUGAGCAUAAGCAAGUGACAGGAGAAUCAGAGACUUCGUCAAGAAUAGAGAGACUUAAAAUUCUUGACGACUAUGGACCAAAAUCUAUUAUGGGAAAAUAUGCCACGCCUAAAAGACCUGCAGCACCAUUUCGCGGAGACAGAGUGGGUUCAAUCACAGCAUCUACUUCAUAUGACGAAGAACCCGCAGAGCUGAAGAUCCAAGCUGCGGACAUGCCAUUAGAGAUGCAACGUUCCGCCGUAUUUAGCGCUACUCAAGCCCUAAAAGUUUACAGCACCGAAAAACACAUAGCUGAAAGCAUCAAGCAAGACUUCGAUCAAAUGUAUCACCCGACAUGGCACUGCAUUGUGGGAAGGAACUGGGGUAGCUGUGUGACGCAUUCUAAACAGUGCUAUGUCAGAAUGGCUUACAAAGAUUUGACCAUCCUGCUUUACAGGUCCACGUGAUAAUAAACUUCGCUUAGAAAAUUAGUUUGCAAUUACUGAAAAAUAAAGCUGAAGAGUUUUAAGAUUUCUACAGUACAACAAAAUGAACCGAUCUCACUCAGUUGCCUUUGUGAAGAGCAAAUGCUAAAGAAAUAUUAGCAUUUAAUUACUUAGUCACUGUUUAACAGAAAACAAUUAUUUUCGAAGUUUGCCUACGGGUGAUUACAGCCAGUUUUAUUAUUUUUAGACAAGAGUUUUAUUUCAUCCUGAAGAUCGAAUUUUAGUUCGUAGUUGUUAGCGUGUCAUAUUUAAGUUAUAUGCUCCAUUCCGAAAGUUAAAACAAGAAGAAGAAAAUAAGUAUCAUAAAUCGGAAAUAUCUUGUAUUUAUUUGACUCAGAAUAUGUACCAUAGAAAAAAAUCAAUAUUAUGUGAAUGUUUCUUGACCAUAUAUUUAUGUGUGAUGUACAGUACAUAAAAUCUUUUUUCAAGCAUUCCUGCCAAGAAUAAUUGUUAAAAAUACAAAUCACGAAGUAAAUUUUUAAAAUCGUAAUUUAUGCGCAUCUUAUGCUUCAGUUCAGGACGAUUUAAUUUGCUUUCGGAUUGUGUGUCAUUGAUUAAAUGUCACUGCAAAUGGCAACAUAACUUAUGAACUGGUCAUUAUUUAUUGUAAACUGAAUUCUUUUACUAGUAAGACACAAAACAAGAUCAAAUUGCCUAAAUUCCUGUAUUUUUUUAAUAUUAUCACAUCAAAAAGUUUCAAAGAAGUUGUCUUUAAUCUCAGUUAGGUUUCACGCGGUUAUAAAUUCUUUCGAUGUUUAGGAUACGUGAUGUGCAUAUAUAUAUAUAUAUAUAUAUAAGCGCAUAUAAAUAAUCGAAUAUUUUGCUAUAGUUAAUUAAGCAAUCAAUGUAACAAUUAUCUAACUAUCUAUUCAUCUAUUUAUCUCUAUCACUCUAUCUAUGCAUCUAUCAAUUUAUCUGCUUUUCUCUCUCUUUCUCUCUAUCUAUCUUGGUAUCUGUCUUAUAUCUCUAUCUCUAUCUAUGUAUCCUUUCGCCCUCUCUUUCUCUUUCUAUCUGUAUAUAUAUAUAUAUAUAUAUAUAUAUAUGUGCUAGAUUCAUAUCGAUUUGAUUCUGUGAGUUAAUGUAUCUCUCGACUUAAAACAGUUUUAAUUAGCUUUAUUUAUUAUUAAUUUAUUUAAAUUUAAGUUAGUUCUGGAUUAUGAAAUGGCUUAAGCAAAUGUAAGUUUUGAUCAACAAAGUUAUUGUUUUAAUUAUUUAUGCUAUUGUAUUAAAAUUGUUCUUUUUUAAUAUAUUUUAAUACUUAUAUGUUAUUAUAUUUUGAUAUUUAAAUGCAUUGGUUUACUAUAUACAGACGAUAUGAGAUAUUUAGAAAAUUCGUAAUUUGAUAUUGUCAGAUAAAGACAGAAUUUACUGCGUAUGAAAAGGUCUGGGAAGAAUUUUAGAGGGAAAGUUAGUUGCGACAAAAUUCUUCCCAAAGUUCCAUUCUACCAUUUGUUUUUAAAUCUUCUGGAACCAUUAUGCACAAUACUGUCACUCAUGCAUUUUUUUCAUAUAAAUAUCAUUCAACUUGCAAUGAAUUUCAAAUGCAACUUGAAGAAAUUUAAUAAAAUGGAGAUCUCGUGCGUGACAAGAUUAUGGAUUCUGUUGCAUAACUUCAGAUAUAUGCAGGAUAGACAGAAAUGACAAAAUGAAGAACCGCUAUGAUAAAUGAUAUCGCAUAGUCUAAAACUAACUUUUCUAUGUUGCCAUUUUUAAAGUCGAACUUUUUAAAGUAUAAAUAAAAAUAAUUUAAUUUAUCUAAGCGAUUAAAUAGGUUUGCCUGAAUUUAAACUGCUAUUAAAAUAAACAAUGCUGGCAGCUUCUUAAUAACAAUUGGAAUUAUGUUUAAUUCAAUUUUACAUGUUAAUUUCUAUACUUUAACUGCUUCUUCUACCUAUUAAUCUAAUAUUUCUAUUAUGAUAGUAUUAUAUUCUAUUUUAUACUAUUAUAUCAGCAAAUACGAUGUACAGAUGGACAUCAGCUGGGAACCACCAUGAUAUAAAAUGACCUAAAAUACGAUUUACCUCGAAGAGUAUGCCAAAUUAUUCUCCAAAUAUUCAACACGAAAAAAUAAUCUAAUAUCUACUACAGCCAUUUAAAAAUUCAGUUUUAUAAUUGUUCGUGGUAUAUCUAUGCAUUUUCUAUUUUGUAUUUUGAAACCUAGAAUCAUAAUGUAUUAGUGAAUUUUAA
Messenger RNA from Stegodyphus dumicola, 4249 nucleotides. RefSeq lists its product as uncharacterized. Gene Ontology annotation, cellular component: cytoplasmic dynein complex. Gene Ontology annotation, biological process: microtubule-based process. Lineage: Eukaryota; Metazoa; Arthropoda; Arachnida; Araneae; Eresidae. Gene Ontology annotation, molecular function: dynein intermediate chain binding. The record is from RefSeq and is a predicted model, not a curated record.